Molecule: messenger RNA, 468 nt
Organism: Frankliniella occidentalis (western flower thrips)
Lineage: Eukaryota; Metazoa; Arthropoda; Insecta; Thysanoptera; Thripidae
Exons: 3
Coding region: 58-468 (136 amino acids)
Source: RefSeq, a predicted model, not a curated record
UUUUUUUAUUUCUAGAUCUCCAAACUUCAGCUGACGGCAGCAAACAAUCAAUCACAGAUGAUCAAGAGUCUUACCGCAGUGGCCACUUCUACACCAAUCGCAAAUCAUGCACCUGCUUCAGUCAAAAGUGUAAAACAAGAGCCAGCUGCAUCCAGCAAGGUGGCACCAGACACCUCCUCGUCUGAUGACAGUUCAAGCAGCGACGAUGAAACUCCCAAGAAAGUUAAGUCAUCAGCGACGAGUGACAACGUACACAUGGAGGAUGAACAAGAUUAUAGUGAGAAGUCUGAUAGUGAGAAGAAUUGUGAUGGUGAGAAGAAGUCUGCUGAUGGUGAGAAGAAGUCUGCUGAUGGUGAGAAGAAGUCUGCUGAUGGUGAGAAGAAGUCUGCUGAUGAUCUGGCUGUGGAAAUGAAAAAGGAUCCAGCUGCAGAUCUGCAUCCACCACCUGAACCCAGAUCUGGAUCUUAA